GUUGUUUCCCUCUUAUUGUAUUUUUUUAAAGUAUGAUUUUAGGCUUUUUCCCCUCCCACAGAGGAUAGUCCAUUCUGGUUGCCUCUGUAUGGAAACAUGUGCUGCCGCUUAGUCGCUCUGCCUUUAUGCAUGACUCAGCCAGCGAUAAGGGGCCAACUCAAGAUCAAGCUUGAGGAGGAUGCAGAUCACUGGGGAAACUACUUCUGUGUCCUCAUAGGCCAAACUCUUCUCUGCUAUGGAAGUGGAGAAGACCUGGAGCCGGAGGACGAGCCUCUGCUUGUAAUCCCCAUCACAAAGGAUACCAACGUGUGUACGUGUGAGAGCGAUCCUGUCCACGGGCUGCAGAUUAGCAUUAGCAUUAGCAUGCAGCCUCAAAGAGGGAAUGCGACCUGCGCAGCUACCACCCAGAAUGCUGACGACUUGCCAGGCUGGAUCAAGGCCCUCCAGCAACAUGUCUACAGCCUGAGUCAGUGGAAACGGUGUUGCGAUGAGGUGAUGAAGAUUGAGGCGCCGAGGUCCAGGAAACCCAAAGCGGCCAAGCAGGGAUCUCUGUUUCACGAAAUGGCUAUUAAUCAUCCUGACAGAGAUACAGCGGCGGGCAGACGAUUGCUCCCGUUCUCCUCGCCUGUGGUUUUUUUAAAACCUGGUCGAAAUGGACAAGAGCAUGAUGAAUGCUGCUCGUUCUUUAAGGACGCCAGGCGCACUGUAACGGCUCCUACUGUUGGUUUUUUUUCUACCCGUACGCAAAUCCAGGACUUCAUUGAAUGUUGGUUUGCAAAUUCAGAAAUGAAUAAAAAAACAAAAAAGAAAGUCGGUCACAAAAAAAAUACUAGCUAAGUUUCAGAAAAUGGUACAUUUGUCUACAAAUAUGUUAUCAUUUGUGUUAUGAAAAUAAAAAUGGUGAACCGGAGCAAACAAACCAAGUUGCUUCAAAAUCUA
Molecule: messenger RNA, 939 nt
Organism: Poecilia latipinna (sailfin molly)
Lineage: Eukaryota; Metazoa; Chordata; Actinopteri; Cyprinodontiformes; Poeciliidae
Product: rhotekin-like
Exons: 5
Coding region: 97-837 (246 amino acids)
Biological process (GO): actomyosin contractile ring assembly; septin ring organization; mitotic cytokinesis
Cellular component (GO): actomyosin contractile ring
Source: RefSeq, a predicted model, not a curated record